CAAUAGGAGAGGGGUGGAGGCGGGGUUUGGUUGACCAGGAGCCGGAGCAGCUGAAAGAUGUCGGAGCGGAAAGUGUUGAAUAAAUACUAUCCACCGGACUUUGAUCCAUCAAAGAUUCCGAAACUCAAACUGCCCAAAGAUCGGCAGUAUGUGGUCCGAUUAAUGGCUCCUUUCAACAUGAGGUGUAAGACAUGUGGAGAGUACAUAUACAAAGGCAAGAAGUUCAACGCGCGUAAGGAAACUGUACAGAAUGAAGUCUAUCUGGGUCUGCCCAUCUUUCGCUUCUACAUCAAGUGUACCAGGUGUCUGGCUGAAAUCACAUUUAAAACUGACCCUGAGAACACAGACUAUGUGAUGGAGCACGGAGCGACUCGGAACUUUCAAGCAGAGAAGCUGCUGGAAGAACAGGAGAAACAAAUGCAGAAAGAGCGGGAGGAUGAAGAGCUGAACAACCCGAUGAAGGUUCUGGAAAACAGGACUAAAGACUCCAAGAUGGAAAUGGAGGUCUUGGAAAACCUGCAGGAGCUGAAGGAGUUGAACCAGCGACAAGCCAAUGUGGACUUCGAGAGCAUGUUACUGGAGUAUCAAAAAUAUGAAGAGGACCUGAAACGACAGCAAGAGGAGGACGAUGAGCGAGAGAUGAAGUCCAUGUUGGAAAGCGCCCACGUAAAGAGAAUUCUUGAAGACUCGGACUCUGAUGAGGAACCCCUUAAACCACCUUGCAAACUGAAACCUCAAGUCCUUCGGAAGCCCACAGAUAUACUCAAUGAGAAUGCUGAUUGUCAGAAAAAGAAACUGAAGCCAGAGAGUUGGGAAAAAAGCGUGGGAAAGCUCAUUGGGAAUCCUCCUCUCUCUAAGUUAGUUGUGAAGAAAGCACAGACCAAAAAAGCAGAUUCAUCGAUCCUUAGAAAAGGUGACAGUGUCCAGAAAGACUGCCCGACCAAUGAUGGUACCAAUGACCAGAAUUCUGUGGUAUCGCCUACUUCAGUAGUGUUAUCAAGUACAGCACAAGUGCAGCAAGCAUCAGCAGCCUGUAAUUCCUCCUUGAGUCUUUUGGGGGCAUACUCUGACAGUGAAGGAAGCAGCAGUGAUUAAGCAUGGUCAUGGAUUCAGGCAACAGCAGUGAAGCUGUUUCAAGAAAUGGACAAUUCUAACUAAAGCCUUGAUUUUUUUUUCUGUACUCUGUAAAUAAUUGCAGUUGUCAUAAUUAUGUCUGUUUAUAUAAAUUUGGAAUACAUUGAAAUCUUCCCCCAAGGUCCUUUUAAACAUGGUGAGGCUUGAAAUUCUUUAUUUAACAAAAACAAAUGGGAGAAUGCUUUGGUUUUCUGUUAUUUAAUUACAUUGUGGAUAUAGAUGAGAUGGCUGUUCGCCUUACAUUACAAGAAUUCCAGCACUGACUGAGGCCGUUCAUCAGAUCAAACAUAUGCCAGUACAACUGAAUGUAUUUGCUGGAAUGCCAGUCUCAUGUCCAAGCUCAUACAUCCACCAAAACCCUACUACCCCCAUCAUGGUAAAUGGUGCCUGGGGUUUUUGCUUCUGUGACUUAAUGCAAAAGAUCACUAAAUGUGAAUAUAAUUAGCUUGCUUAUUCUGUGAAGAACUUUCUGAUUUUAGUCUUAUUUUAAAUCCUGUGGACCCCUCCACACUGCCCCCACAUCAUUAAUGGAUAUUCCACGAUAACAGAAUUCAGGCUACAGGCAUUCUCCUACACUUCAAACCAAGUGGAAUUGCAACCCUACUGUGCCGUUUCUCUCACUCUACGUGUUUUGUUGAGACAUUGUAUUAAUUUUUAAUUAUGUAUAUUAAGUGCUGUAUUUUCCUAACCUACAGUAAAAUAUUUUGUUUGUGACUGCAAAAGUUAAUCAUUUAUAUUGUGUUUAUAGAUAUAAUUAUUCAUGUGAUUAUGACCUGUAAAAUAUAUAAUAAACAUGUAAAUACAUAAUA
This is a messenger RNA of Carcharodon carcharias (great white shark), 1943 nucleotides long. It is a transcript of the gene yju2, whose product is annotated as YJU2 splicing factor homolog. Gene Ontology annotation, cellular component: U2-type catalytic step 1 spliceosome. NCBI's taxonomy places the organism in Eukaryota, Metazoa, Chordata, Chondrichthyes, Lamniformes, Lamnidae. Bases 58 to 1095 code for a protein of 345 amino acids. The transcript is spliced from 8 exons. Gene Ontology annotation, biological process: mRNA splicing, via spliceosome. The record is from RefSeq and is a predicted model, not a curated record.